Messenger RNA from Pelobates cultripes (western spadefoot toad), 351 nucleotides. The record is from the annotation of a GenBank genome assembly. Lineage: Eukaryota; Metazoa; Chordata; Amphibia; Anura; Pelobatidae.
AUGGAUCAGUGGCUGAAAACUGGCACAGUAAGAAAGCUGACGCAUAAUGUGGACAUUGACCAAUCACCAAUAAUUUCUCAGGACAAGUCUAACCCUUCAGUGCAAAAUGAUGAGAAGGUCGAGUCGUCACUUCUUCGAACUGGUAAAAAGAGAAAAUACUGUGAUGAAUACAUGAACUGUCCUAAGGCACUGUGUGCAGUGUAUGGGGAAGAAUUAACCAAUGGUAGCAUGAAACCUUCUCUAAUCUUGCGUCAUUUACAUACAAAACAUGCCAGCUAUACGAACAAGGAAUGCAGGUUUUUUUCAGUGGCUUGCGAAACAUCAGAGUAUGACGUUUCUGUCGUCAGCUAA